GUUCCAUCGUAGGAAAACAAUACUUUGUUUUGACAGAUUAAACGCUGCACUUUAAAUGCGUUUACUUCAAUUAACUACAUAUUGUUCUUCCCUGUAUUAACUGUAAGGGCUGGUUUUCCAGUGAUCACAAGUUAUGUUACGUGAACAGCUUUGUUCACAUCAGUGAUAAAUAGCCAUUAGUUUCGACAAAGGCGACGUUUUUAACAUUCGGUGAAGAAGACAAGAAUCUGUAGCCACUGUGUGCAGUUUAACCGCGAUGCUCGGCCAGUCACCUCACCUUAUUGGAGGCAUUUUGUGGAUUCAGAAUCCAAUGAGAGCUGUCCACUGUAAUUUGAGCCAGAAUGGAGUCGACCACCAGAUGAUGUGCCCAGACAACGUGACAUCUCACCUGGAGGAAGAGCCACUAAACCAGGGCACCAUGCUGGACGAUGACAGUCCCACCUUUCAGGAUGUGAGCCCUGGGUACCAGCGCCGCUCGCCACCCCAGCGCUCUGUCUCGGAGUCAGAACUCUCACGGCCGGGGAACGUGAAGCUGUCCAAGCCAGUGGCCCUGUGGACUCAGCAGGAUGUGUGCAAGUGGCUGAAGAAGCACUGUCCCAACCAGCACCAGAUCUACAGUGACUCCUUCAAGCAGCACGACAUCACAGGGCGGGCUCUGAUGAGACUGACAGACAGGAAGCUGGAGCGAAUGGGCAUCAUGCAGGAAUGCCAGCGGCAGUUCAUCCUACAGCAGGUGCUGCAGCUCCGCGUCCGAGAGGAAGUACGCACCCUGCAGCUGCUCACGCAAGCCUCGCUGGAGUGUUCUCCUUAAUAGUUCCAGGACACCAGACAACAACAGGAAGCAGUCUCUCUCCACUCCCAGACCUUCAACAUUUGACCCCUGACCUCCUACCGCCACCAAUCAGGGCCGUCCAGUCCUGACCCGGACCCAACCUCAACCUCAAACCUAAAUCCAAUCUUAAUCCUGAACGAGUCGUAACCCAAUGCAUAGUCCUGAAACCAUAAACUUUGAAACAAGUCGUCCCCCCUCCCCUGCGAAACACAACUGAUCUGGUGUGUGGUGUUCUGCUGACUUCUAACAGUAACACUACUGACAUAUUGGCCACGCCAGCCUUUCUCUGUUAGCCUGCCUCUUCUUCCUCUCUGUCUUUCUUUUUCACGGUCCUCAACGAUUAUAUUGCCUCUGUAGUGAGAGGUUGCCACAUUUGGCAUUCCUGUGCUUUCCCUUUUUGUCUCUCCCGUCCACUCUCUCGUCCUCUCUCUACCUCCUGUUCUGUCUACUUUAAUUCUGUGCACUGUCAGUGUUUGGGCUUCUGUUGUCCUGUCUGUCUGUUCUCUGCUUUGCUCCAGUCUCUCCCUAUUUCGCCUUGUUGUUCUGCAAGCCCGUCCAUUUUGAGAGGAAUAUACAUCCAAGUUUUUUCUGGCAACCCGAAAGAAACUGAAUGUGAUAGUUAAAAGACCUGUGAUAGUGGAAUACCUAGUAACUGGAGAGAGGCUUGAGAGAGAACCUAGCAACCCGAAGGGGCUUCUGAACCAGAGGACGCUGGCAAGUGCUUUUCUACUGAUGAAGAAAAGAUGAGGAAAAAAACAUCACUCUUCUUCUUCACGCUCCUCAUCUCGCUGCUUGAGACUAUUUUUAGAUAUGAGAUGAAAUGAUGACAAAAUCAUGUGGAAAUGGAAAUGUGGCAAGUGCAAAAAAAAACUAAAACGUACAACAAAAAUAUGUCUGCCAAGUCUAUCAGAUAGAGAAAUUAUAUUUAUCUCGCUGUUUUAUGAUAAAUGUAACUCUUUGCAGUAACCGUUAAUGUGAAAUGGCCGUCCACUGUUGAUAUAAAGACAUUUGACCCUACUUUAAAGCACAUGGCCCUGUCAUGCCAACAGUCCUGUCAUUGCUUGGGCCGUGCUCAGUAUACAGUAUACGUGUGUUACUAGUAACCAACUGGAACUAUAGCCAGUGUGCUGGAGUGAUCCCUAUAACUCAUGUAUCACUACUAGUGUAGCAUUGACAUUGUCACCAUCACAACUACUUCUUCCUCCCUGUGAGCUUAAAUGGGGAUGCGCUCGAUAUAUAAAAACAAAAUGGCCGCCAGAAGGGCUGAAUUCCAGCCCUGGAGAGCCAUUGGUUUAGAUGAAUUGAAUUGCAACCUUGGGUCUUGCCCGUUAAGACCGUCCGUCCUUAGGACAGGAGCUUGUUUCAUGCAUUGAAGCGGGUUGUGGCCCAGUAGUAGCAGAUUGAAUAGUAUUGAUUAAACCUUCAGGACUUUGUAGCCUUCCUUUGGAGUAGCCCAUCCCUGACAUUGGAGAGGUAAGAAAUGCUGACACUGAAAGUCACAUGGGAUGAAGUCGUUCAUAGUAAAACACAAGUGGCUAUUUCAUGCCUUGGUGGAGUCCAGCUGUCAAUGUCUCUCUUGGCCAACUGGGGCUGACUGCCUGCCUGCCUGACUGCAUCCUGUUGGGCUGGCUGGUGCUCUUGAUUUUAUAUUAUCUGGAUGUCAAUAGCCUCGCCGAAAAUAACAAUGUACAUUGAUUGACAAUUAAUACAAAUCAGUGUUGUUGAAUCCAGUGUCAUCGAGAGCAGUUUUGAAAAUAUAGAUAUUCUGGAAAUCCUACGAUGAACCUGUGUUACAAAGGUGAGCAAAUUGAGAUUGACUUCUGUGUUUCAGAGAUUAUGGCAACUGUAAUAUGGCAGGAUGGGCCAGCCCCUGUGCAAUAGCUUUUAAGAGCAGAUGAUGAUUAGUUGUUUUACGGGAAGUUUUACGGGAAGAAAGUACAGUCACUUUGGAAAAUGUAGCCCACCAUGUGACGUUCAGGUUAUUUCGAACCGGGGUGAUGGUCAUCAGGCACACCAUAACAAAGUGGUUUGCCACAGAACACUAGCAUCUAUCAUUUGACUGAGUCCCUCCAUGUUUCAGUGGGUUUUCUCCCAUUUGGUGCCGAUGAACACAACCCUGCCAGCUCUUUAAGCCAAGGUGCCUGACGACUUGGCCCAACUGACUCUUUCCGCAGUCUUUGUUUUUGUAGCGUUUCUUAUUAUUUCUAGCCUCUUCACUAGUGCACCGUCACAUUAUACUGAGAUGCACAUUGGAAUUGCCCCAUCCACACGUAUGCAUAUUCUGUAUUACAGACGUACAGUAAAUGAUGCGACUUCACAUUGAGAGAUUACCUCCACAGGGGUUUACUGUAAAUACAUGCAUAUUACAUAUGUAUGCACCUGAAAGCGCGCACACACUUUAAGAUGCUUAUCCUGAUCAAAAUGUUAAUGUAUGAUUUUCUGCCAUUUUGACCGCAUGUUUUUGUUACUUUCUGGUGGGGUUUUUAAUCAGGCAUGUAGAGUCAUCACCUCCCAUAUGUUCCCCUGGUCUACAUAUAGGGUGCCUAAUCAUGAAUA
Molecule: messenger RNA, 3388 nt
Organism: Esox lucius (northern pike)
Lineage: Eukaryota; Metazoa; Chordata; Actinopteri; Esociformes; Esocidae
Gene: samd12
Product: sterile alpha motif domain containing 12
Exons: 5
Coding region: 257-811 (184 amino acids)
Biological process (GO): cell surface receptor protein tyrosine kinase signaling pathway
Cellular component (GO): cytoplasmic side of plasma membrane
Molecular function (GO): protein binding
Source: RefSeq, a predicted model, not a curated record